Messenger RNA from Mesorhabditis spiculigera, 396 nucleotides. NCBI's taxonomy places the organism in Eukaryota, Metazoa, Nematoda, Chromadorea, Rhabditida, Rhabditidae. The record is from the annotation of a GenBank genome assembly.
AUGGACCAGUUGACCGCGAAGGCCGGCGUGCAAUGCUAUAAGGUGGAUCUCGAGGACACGAUGAGCCUCAAGAAGCGCAUUUCCCGUGUCAAAGCUACGAGCAACACGAAUGCUUCGGAUGUGUUGGCGCUCAGUGAAGCGCUAAAUGGUCUCAGCGACUUGCUGGAAGAAUACUACACCCCGGUGACCCGUGAAAGUGAUUGGGCCGUGUUGGUGCAAGACGGCAUGUGCUAUUUUGAUGUGGAACCGGUGGAGGACCAAUGGAUCCGGCUAUUCUGUGAAAAAGGGGAUCUUGUCGUAAUCCCGAAGGGACUCCCUCAUCGUUUCACCGUCACUCCACAGAACUACGUCCAGGUGCAGCGCUUCUUCCACAGGCGAGAGGUGGCCCUCAAGGGA